This is a messenger RNA of Schistocerca serialis cubense, 1915 nucleotides long. RefSeq names its product phenoloxidase-activating factor 2. Gene Ontology annotation, molecular function: serine-type endopeptidase activity. NCBI's taxonomy places the organism in Eukaryota, Metazoa, Arthropoda, Insecta, Orthoptera, Acrididae. The transcript has 6 exons. Gene Ontology annotation, biological process: proteolysis. The record is from RefSeq and is a predicted model, not a curated record. The coding region runs from base 163 to 1458 and encodes 431 amino acids.
CGCGGCUGUCGCCGUACUGACUGUGCGACCUCAGGGCUUGCCGCGCAGCCGAGGCCGCCCGAGAGAAGCCGACGGGCGCCGAAGCUGCAGCGCUGCGAGACACGAGCGAGUAGCCAGCCGCCAGUAGCCAGCCGGGCGCCGACGGCGGUACGUCGCUCCAUAAUGACCAUCUCACGGCGGAUGGUGGUCGUGUCGGUGUUGGUGGCGAUGACCGCAGUGUGCGGGGCACUGCCCCAGGGUGGCGGCCAGAGCUUGUCCGAGCUGAUCAAGGGAGCCACGACGCGCCGCCCAGGUGGACCUGCACCUGCGCCCCCCUCAACACAGACACAGUCUCCGGCAGCAGCUGGAGUCCCACACCAGGACAGGCCAAGUGGGUCGAUGGCGCAGGGUGACUGCGAGUGCGUGCCCUACUACCUGUGUCAGAACGACUCGAUCAUCACUGACGGGGUCGGCCUCAUCGACAUCAGGUCGGGCCUCGACUCUCUUUCCAUACGCCUUUCACGUUCUGCUGAGCACCCGGGGAUUCAAGAUGGCCCUUGUGAAAAUUAUUUGGAUGUUUGCUGCAAAAAACCACAGACUGUGGACAGGCCUAUCACACCUACUCCACAUAUAAGAAGUGGCUGUGGCCGCCGUAACCCGGAAGGCGUGGGCUUCCGCAUAACGGGCAACAAUGACAAUGAGGCACAGUUUGGGGAAUUCCCUUGGAUGGUGGCAAUCCUCAGAGAAGAGAGCGUCAAUGGAAACCCAGAGAAAUUGAAUGUUUAUCAAUGUGGUGGUUCACUGAUACACCGUGAAGUUGUUCUGACUGCCGCUCAUUGUGUUGCUGGGAAGGAUGUAAAUCAAAUGAAAAUCAGAGCUGGUGAAUGGGAUACACAAACGAAAAAUGAAAUUUAUCCCCAUCAGGAUAGAAGAGUAAAGGAGAUCAUUGUUCAUGAAAAUUACCAUGCAGGAGCUCUUUACAAUGAUGUAGCUCUUCUUUUGCUUCAAGAACCUGUGGAUUUGGCAGAGAAUGUAGAUGUGGUGUGUCUGCCUGACAGAAACACUGUUGUCAACAGUUCACAUUGUUUUGCAAGUGGUUGGGGAAAAGAUGUGUUUGGAAAGGAAGGAAAAUACCAAGUAAUAUUGAAAAAAGUUGAGCUGCCCAUUGUGCAACACCACACUUGUCAAGAAGCACUUCGGCGAACUAGAUUGGGCCCUUACUACAAGUUAGACAAGUCAUUCAUUUGUGCUGGUGGACUGGCAGGCCGCGAUACAUGCAAGGGUGAUGGAGGCAGUCCUCUUGUUUGUCCACGACCUAAUGACCCGGCCACAUAUGAGCAGGCUGGAAUUGUGGCUUGGGGUAUAGGGUGUGGUGAGGAUGGUACACCUGGAAUUUAUGCAAAUGUUGCUGGAUUAAGAAACUGGAUCGAUGAACAGAUGGUUUACAAUGGUCUUGAUGUUAAUGCAUAUGUACCUUGAAAUUAAAUAAUAUUUUGCUUUGUAAUGAACCUUACUUUAUAUUUAUUCAUUAUUAUUGACAACGUGUAUAUCAGUUUGUCUCUUUAUCUAAAUAAUUAAGAACAGGUACAAAAUACAAAGUAAAAAAGUGUAUGAAAGUCAUUAUGUUUUAGGACUGUUACGCACAUCAGAAAUCACUUUAAGUGUACUAGGUGUUAUCAUUUUUUAUUUUUAGGGUAAUGUGAUUGUAUGUAACCUUUUUUAAUGAAGAUAUUUGAUUGAUACCCAGCGGGAAAAAUUGUUAGGUAUACAACUCUGGAAGCCUAUAUUUCAGUGUUUCCAGUUGUAAAUAUCUACCAAAAUAUUUUUACAGUGUCUGUACAUUGACUUUUAUCUUAUUUUAUCAUAUUGUUUUUUUUUCUGAAAAUUGGACAAAUGAUUAAACCACAGCAAUGAAUAAAUGUUGAUGUUCACCUGA